GUGGCCGUGUGGCACUGAACUUUGUCCCCGUUGUCACCGCAGCCCUGGGGUGUCCCUGACAUCACAGGCACAGUGUGGUCACAGCACCCAGUGGGUGAGAGCGGGCGCUCCGUGACUGUCCCCCCUCCUGCCACCGGCACCCACCGGGACCAGUCGGACCAUCUGCACCGGCCAGCCCCACCAUGGCCACCCCCGAGCCCGCGACGGCGCAGCCCAAGGCGGAGGAGCAGCAGAGCAUCGGGACGCGCGUGGCCAGCCUGCCCCUGGUGAGCUCUGCCUACGACAUGGUGUCCAGCGCCUACAGCUCCACCAAGGAGAGCCACCCCUACGUCCGCUCCGUCUGCGAUGCCGCCGAGAAGGGGGUGAAGACGCUGACGGCGGCGGCCGUGAGCGGGGCCCAGCCCCUCCUCACCCGGCUGGAGCCACAGAGUGAGUGGGGGGCAGAGGGACAGCACCCCACGGGGGCGGGGAGCGCCCCAAAACUCGCCCUGGCAGAGCUCCGUUGGUGCCCAGCCCUCCUGCUGCCCCUGGGGCAGAAGGAUCCAGCUCCAGCAGCUCCCUCUGGCUGGAGGGAGGGGGAUGAUGGUGGGAAAAGGGGCUUGGAGCAGCCCCUGGAGCUGAGGAAGAGCUCGGCAAAGGUGCCAACCAAGCUGGCCACGGCCGUGGAGGGCUUCGAGCCGGAGCAGCAGAAGCAGCAGCAGAGCUACUUCGUGCGCCUGGGCUCCCUGUCCAGCAAGGUGCAGCACAGAGCCCUCCAGCACUCGCUGGGCAAGCUGCAGAGCGCCCGCCACAGCAGCCAGGACCUGUUGGCACAGCUCCAGCGUGCCCUCGACCUGGUGGAGCACCUGAAGCAGGGCGUGGACCAGCGGCUGCAGGGAGGGCAGGAGAAGCUGCAGCAGAUGUGGCUGGAGUGGAGGAUGAAGCAGCCGGGCGCUGCCACCAAGGACCCGGCGGCACCGGCGGCACCGGCGGCACCGGAGACGGUGGAGUCGGGCGCGCUGGCCAUGCUGCAGGGGCUGGCCCAGCAGCUGCAGAGCUCCUGCCAGCCCCUGGUGCUCGGCCUGCAGGGCCUGCCCGGCAGCAUCCAGGACACGGCGGGGCAGGUCCGGCACAACGUGGAGGGGCUGCGGGCGGCCCUGGCCUCGGCCGGGUCCCUGCAGGACCUGUCGGGGGCUGUGCUGGCCCGUGCCCGUGCCCACGCCACCCGUGCCCGGCAGCUGAUGGACGAGCUGGUGGAGAAGGUGGCCUCCAACCCCCCCCUGACGUGGCUGGUGGGACCCUUCGCCCCCUCCAACGAGCGCCCCGUGGAGAUAAAGUAGCGUCCUCUGGGCUGCCCGUGCCCUCCCCACACACCCCAAAAGCCUCAGCAGGAGCAGAUACUAAACCCCCUCCUCCCCCAAGCCCACCUUGCCCCCCUAACCUUGUGCCUGCCCCCCCUCGCACAGCUCUGUCCCUUGUCCCCUGCUCUGUCCCUUGUUCCCUGCCCUGUCCCUUGUCCCCUGCAGGAACAUGCCUUGGACCCCCCAAGUGCCUGCUGGGGGUCCCCUCCAGCCCCCCUGGAGGGGCCCCCUGUGCCCCCAGUGCCUUUCUCGUAGGGUGAGAAGAAGCACAAGAAGCAAUAAACUGGUUAGUUUUGCA
Lepidothrix coronata (blue-crowned manakin) is the source of this 1638-nucleotide messenger RNA. Its product is annotated as perilipin-3-like. The coding region runs from base 183 to 1319 and encodes 378 amino acids. The transcript has 7 exons. Gene Ontology annotation, cellular component: cytosol; lipid droplet. The record is from RefSeq and is a predicted model, not a curated record. Lineage: Eukaryota; Metazoa; Chordata; Aves; Passeriformes; Pipridae. Gene Ontology annotation, biological process: positive regulation of triglyceride storage; lipid storage.